Stereum hirsutum FP-91666 SS1 is the source of this 1614-nucleotide messenger RNA. RefSeq lists its product as uncharacterized. NCBI's taxonomy places the organism in Eukaryota, Fungi, Basidiomycota, Agaricomycetes, Russulales, Stereaceae. The transcript has 7 exons. Bases 60 to 1541 code for a protein of 493 amino acids. The record is from RefSeq and is a predicted model, not a curated record.
UUGUUGUCGUAUCCGUUGAGCGAAUUGAGUAUCACUGUUUAGUGAAUUAGCGAGACACCAUGUCUAUGAAACGAAAACGUUCUCCCCUGAUCACGAUAAAGCCAGAACCACUGAGGUCUCAGACGCCAGCUAAGCGAGUCAAGAUGGAAGUUGUUCUUACACCGCUACGAUCUCUGUAUCAGCGUCCGAAGAGAUCUGUAUCACAUCAGGCUGCUCCAUCUGAUACUGGCCCACCUAAUACCCUUGACGGUGCUCAUGCGAAACGCGAAGACUUCGUCACUGGUGACCACGCAGGAACUACAGGUUCUCAGUUCGUCGAUUCUGGCGCGAAUGUCGAUGAGCUACCCAGCUUUGACCUGACAGGCGGACAUCCAAGCCUUCCUUCCGUCGUCCCUCCAAGGAGCGAGGUCCAAAGCACGCGUCAAUCGUCACGACGAUCUCCAGCUCGAUCUAACGUGCGCGCCAAAAGCGAGCUCGACGACAAAGCUAAUGUACAGGCUCCUGACAGCAACCGAAGUUCUGGGACCGCUCGGCCUAGUGUGUCCCCUCAAGAGGCUCGACGGCUGGCAAGAGCUUACGGUGCCAUACCGAAGAUCAAGAAGGACAGUGAAGUCGACGACGAUACUUAUGCCGAUAUUAUCUCUCGUGUAGGAAUCGAUCCCUACGACGUCACGCUCGACCCAGAUAUUCGCUUCGUGAAAGUCACCCGAAUGUUUAUGAGCAAACACUACGGAGGCUCCCCGCAGACAAUGAAUGCCUGCCGUACCUCGGGUCUUACUCGUUGGCGAAACUUCCUAUUCCUCAAUGUCGCGAACGGACACCCUAACGGACCAUGGACCCCGGGGUACAAUGGCGUCAUGUUCCAUGAAAAGGUCUUUGACAGAAACCCCUACAGUGGCAGCCAUAAUCUCUUCAUCAACCUGGGAAAUUCGAGGUGGUUGUAUGCUGGCUUGUAUGAAGUUAGCCUUGCACCUCCGCUGCCACCGGCUCGUUGGGCUAUCCAGAGCCACAAGUUGAAGUCAUGGUGGGCCAACGGAAUAUUGUCAUGGGGACAUCCUCAUGUCAAGGCUGACAUUGUCAUUCGUCGGGACCACGGCCGGAAACCUAUUGCGCAGGAAUACGAGGAUGCGACAGCUCGAAAAUAUACGAACUUGACGGCACAGAAUGUCCUCCGUGCAUUUAACACGGGAGAACAAAGGUUGGGCGUCUUCACGCUCAAGUGUGUCUGUUACGACGAAGAACUGCAACGCGACAUCGCGUCUCGCUCACCCGAAGAAUGGUAUGUUGCAUACCGAAAGGAAGAAAAACGGAAGAAUGAGGCGAAAAAAGCUGCGCAGGCGGAGGAAGUGGACAGUGGAGGAGAGCAAGGGAGAGCAAGUGUACAGAGUAAAGGCAAGGUAGUAAAGCGGAAACCCGCGAAGAAUGACGGAGGGAAAGGGAAGGCGACAACGAAGAACGUGACGGAAGAGGAGAGCGACGAUGAUGAGAUACCUAUUGUUCCUCGGGGAACAAAAAGUCGUCCACGACCUUCCAGCUCUUGACGCUAUCGCCAAAUCAUUGUAUCUCGGCUUGGGGACACGUAGAUCUUGUACCAAUUGAAAGACUUGGUAUUAC